ACACAAGGCUGGUAAUUCGCAUAGUUCGUCGACUUUUUUUUUUUUUCUUUCUUUCUUCGCACACAUACAGUGAAGAAGUAAAGAAACAUCAGACACUGCCUCACAGCUCCCGUGCUUUUUCGGUGCAGAUUUUCAUAGCUAAGUAUAUAUUUAUUUAUCCCUUAGGAGUGCACUGACACAACGGUUUUUCAUGAAAAGACCCAUUUUUAGGAUUUUUUUUUUCUUCAGUGAGUCAACGUGAAUGUUGGUGUUGAAAAUACAAGUUGGCUGAUGUGGAUGCUGGGGACCAGUGGAGCAGGAGAAGCACUGUCUUCAGCACUGUGACAGGAGUUUUUCCACACUGCAGCUUAUUUCUUGCCUGACUUUUGCCUGGGUGCCAUGGAAGCUGUUGGAAAGUAUGAUUUCAACGCGGCCGCUGAGGAUGAGCUGAGCUUCCGAAAAGGGGACCUUCUCAAGAUACUGAGCACCGAGGAUGAGUGGUACAAAGCAGAGUUGCACGGCCACGAAGGCUACGUGCCCAAAAACUAUGUAGAAAGACACGUACCCAGCUGGUUUAAGGAGGAUGCCAGCCGCAACUCAGCCGAGGAGAUGCUCAUGUCUCGCGAGAUUGGAGCCUUCCUCAUCCGCGGCAGUCAGAGCUCACCGGGAGAUUUCUCCAUCUCUGUAAGGCAUGAGUCUGACGUGCAGCACUUCAAAGUGAUGAAGGACAACAAGGGGCACUACUACCUUUGGGCAGAGAAGUUUACCUCCCUCAACAAACUGGUGGAGUACUACAAGACAACGUCCAUCUCCAGACAGAGGACGAUCUUCCUGACUGACGGCAGCAGGGCCGAGCGGGAACUGCCCAUACCCCAACAGGUAAAAAGGGGUAGUGUCCCAGAGAGUAGGAGUCCCCUUUCCAGUGGGUAUGGAAUGUCCAGCGCUGCACCACCUUCCAGGAACUUUGAUCCACCCUCCUUCCAUCAGCAAAAGCGGUCCGGUCUCGAGGAAAGAGCACACACCAUCGGAGCAGUGGGAGUAGGUGUCUCGAAGGGCCCCAUCUCUGUUCCCCGGAGAGUGUCCGAGACCAUGCCACUCACACAGCGCCCACUCAAGCAAGUGAGAGCCCUGUACGACUUUAUGGCGGAGGAAGAGGACGAGCUGGGCUUCAACGCGGGGGACAUCAUCGAUGUUCUCGACUGCUCUGACCCGUCGUGGUGGAAGGGGCGACUGCGAGGCAGAAUAGGACUCUUCCCAUCUAACUAUAUCAUGCCCAUGUGAGCGGAGCUUGAGGUCCUGCAGUAGAAGUGUCCCCGUGCCUUGGCUUUCCGGGACCACAGCUGUCCACGGUUCAUGAAGACAGGGCUGGAACUUCAGAGCUACAUGGCUUUGCCAGGAACACAAAAAGAGUAGAGACAACUUUACACAAAGUCCUUAACUACAAAUGCUGUCGAUUGGACAGGGGCAAUAUAUGGUAAAACAGGGCCUAUUGAUCCCGAAUUCCAGAUAAAUGCGUUUAUGUGUCAGUAAGUUGGUUUGGUUGGUUGUUUCCACAUCAAUGUAAUAAUGUCAGUGAAGCAUUUUAAAUUGACUAGAAAGAAUGUGCCCUGGUGUGUUUACACUGGGGGAAAUUCUUUAUCAGAGGCACAAUAAAAUUAACUGAGAACUUUAGUCGUGUAAUAAAUACGAGAAAUGGGGUGGGGGCGGUUGACAGAGGCGGAAGGGCAGUGCGGAGCUGUGCUGUGUGACGGGUUUAUGGAAAUGGACGGGUGGAGAGACAAGGACACCAAAAUGAACAAGUGUUCCAGCUUUUAUGCUUUAAGGACGUACACUUUCGACCAUGCUACUUUUACCACAGACAGAGACAGGAGCUAACUAGAGAUGUUUUUCAAUCAACCUAUUAGUCUGAUGGUAAAAAGUAAAGAAGCUUCUCCUGUUAAAAAUAUUUAAGAAAAUGUUUUAAAAGUGACUGGAAAGGUUAAUAUUGUUCCUACUAAUAACUGUAAACGUCACAUCUGUGUUUUAAUUAUCCAUGCAAGCCAUAUAAAAGUGUGAAUUUAUUAUAAAACUGCUGAAAGGAGAAAUGAGAAAGUGACUUCCCACCAAGCUCUGUACCGAAUAUAAACACCGAAAAUAAAUGCUGAAUCCUGAAA
Messenger RNA from Scleropages formosus (Asian bonytongue), 2132 nucleotides. RefSeq names its product GRB2-related adapter protein-like. The record is from RefSeq and is a predicted model, not a curated record. Gene Ontology annotation, molecular function: protein binding. Bases 379 to 1260 code for a protein of 293 amino acids. Lineage: Eukaryota; Metazoa; Chordata; Actinopteri; Osteoglossiformes; Osteoglossidae. The transcript has 9 exons.